AUGGAAAUAAUUGGACAAGAACCGAGUAAAGAAUUAAUUAAUGUAGAAACAUUUGAUGAUUAUUUAAUGAUGACAUCAUCACAAGUUCAUAAGAAUAUUUAUGCAUUACAAACGAUUCAAACAGAAUUUAGAAAACAACGAUUACAUGGGUUUGAAAAGAUAUAUAAUAUAGAAAGGAAAUUAAGAGCAAAUUCAGAACCAUUAAGAAAAAGAACAGUUGAAUUAAUUAAAAAAAUACCAUGUUUUUGGGGAAGAAUUAUGAAUGUAGCUGAUUUAAAUUAUAAUAAUUUAGGAGAUGCAAAUGCAAUUCGAUAUUUAACAGAAGUUAUAGUAGAAGAUAUGCCAUUAACAAUAUGUUUUUUAGGAGAUAAUAAAACACCUGCACUUUCUGUUCUUCAUCGAGUUCGAUUUAUUUUUCAACCAAAUCAACUUAUGAAAACUACAGAAGCAGUAAAAAUUAUUUCAUAUAAAGUUUGUGGAUGGAAUAAUCCAGAAAUGGAAAUGUUAGAACCAGAAGUAGAAACUGAAAUUCCUAUUGUUUGGAUGCCAGGAAAAGAUCCUCGAGUUUCUAGACCAUUUAAAAAAAGAAAUAGAAUUGAAGGAAUUGCUUCUCAACAACAAAAAGUAAUUCCAAGUUUCUUUCAUUUGUUUGAUGAUUUAAAACAUGAAGAAGAAGAUGGUGAAUAUUCUCAAGUUAUUGAAAAACAAAAAGAAGAAGAUAGAAAGAUGCAAUUUAAAAUAUUAAUGGGAUUUGUCAAUGAAUUUGUUGAUCAAGCUAUCUCUUAUUUUGAUGAGAGUAUUCCUAAUAGAGCUCAUCCAGAAGAUUAUUUUGAUGACCUCGAUGGUAUUGAAGAAGAUACUGAUGAAGAGUUUUUAGAAAGAAUGGAAGAAGAAGAAAUCCCAGACCAUCUUCAAAAUCCACCUGAUUGUAAUGCUCAGUAA
This is a messenger RNA of Entamoeba dispar SAW760, 942 nucleotides long. RefSeq lists its product as uncharacterized. Bases 1 to 942 code for a protein of 313 amino acids. Gene Ontology annotation, molecular function: histone binding; chromatin binding. Gene Ontology annotation, biological process: nucleosome assembly. Lineage: Eukaryota; Evosea; Mastigamoebida; Endamoebidae. The record is from RefSeq and is a predicted model, not a curated record. The transcript has 2 exons. Gene Ontology annotation, cellular component: nucleus; chromatin.